AUGGGGAGAUGGCUUACCACCACCAUCAAAGAUGAUGAAUGCGGCUUAUUUCAAUUUAUAGAAACAUGUCCCGGAAAUGCAGUUGUGGGUAACAUCCGCGAAGAAAAUGUUGAAACUGGUGAAAGUAGUUCUGCAGCAUUGCCUGAUGAUUUGAGAGAAUAUAACUUUAGAUCAUUACCUGGCGAAAAUUCUUCUCUUGGAUCAUCAGAUAAUGCAGCAAGUAAUUCAGAACUAUUUUUACAACAAGGAGAAGUAGAAAAACAGAUGGACAAAGAACGACAGAACAUGCAAGUUUAUUUUCAUCCUUUGAUCUUCCACAUCUGA
Messenger RNA from Entrophospora candida, 324 nucleotides. The record is from the annotation of a GenBank genome assembly. NCBI's taxonomy places the organism in Eukaryota, Fungi, Glomeromycota, Glomeromycetes, Entrophosporales, Entrophosporaceae.